UUGCUGCGAUGUGGCGGGGACUACACACAGCGCAAGCCGGUUGACCAUCUCUCCACAUGCCGACAACACUCUGCAGUCAGCAGAAAGAUGUCCUAAUAUGGGUUGGUCAUGCGUGGUGGCACGCGCCGUGACCUGCUUCCUCAUGCUCACCCGAGUGUCGGCAUUGACAUCCGACAUCUUCGCAGCGGGAAAAUCGGACAAAGAGAUACUGGAUAACCUACUGAAAAAUUCUCGCUAUGACAAAAGACUGCUCCCACCAGUAGAUGAUCCGGAAUUCUGUUGUGGUCUAACAUCACCUAACGACUCUCUGGCACAAAAUAGGGUCGGGCUGUCUUCGCUACGGCCACGCUCGCACAACCGCGGUGUCCUCACCGUAAAUGUUAGCGUGCUACUUCUUAGUUUAGCAUCUCCUGACGAAUCUAGUCUUAAAUACGAAGUAGAGUUCCUCCUACAGCAGCAGUGGUACGACCCACGGCUGCGGUACUCGAACCAGUCGCAGUACGAGUACUUGAACGCCAUCCACCAUCACGAGGAUAUCUGGUUGCCGGAUACUUAUUUCAUCAUGCAUGGGGACUUUAAGGAUCCUAUAAUACCCAUGCACUUCGCAUUGCGUAUUUACCGCAAUGGCACAAUAAAUUACCUGAUGCGACGGCAUCUAAUACUGUCCUGUCAGGGGAGGCUCAACAUCUUUCCAUUUGACGACCCGUUGUGUUCAUUUGCCUUAGAAAGUAUAUCGUACGAACAAUCUGCUAUUACCUACGUGUGGAAAAAUGAUGAAGACACUCUUCGGAAGUCACCUUCGUUGACGACGCUCAACGCCUACCUCAUCCAGAACCAGACCAUUCCCUGCCCCAUCAAAGCUAGCUGGAGAGGUAACUACAGCUGUCUAAAGGUCGACCUAAUCUUUACUAGAGACCGAGCGUUCUACUUUACGACAGUAUUUAUCCCUGGAAUAAUACUGGUGACUUCCUCCUUCAUCACGUUUUGGCUGGAGUGGAACGCAGUGCCAGCCCGUUCCAUGAUAGGUAAUUACAGCUGCCUCAAAGUGGAUCUCAUCUUCACGCGGGAUAGAUCAUUUUACUUCACCACAGUUUUCAUUCCGGGCAUCAUUUUGGUGACUUCAUCGUUUAUAACUUUUUGGCUGGAAUGGAAUGCAGUGCCUGCUAGAGUAAUGAUAGGUGUAACAACAAUGUUGAAUUUUUUCACAACAUCAAACGGUUUUCGGUCAACAUUGCCGGUGGUGUCGAAUUUGACGGCCAUGAACGUGUGGGACGGCGUGUGUAUGUGCUUUAUUUACGCCUCGCUCCUCGAGUUCGUGUGCGUCAACUACGUGGGGAGGAAGCGGCCCCUCCACAAUGUGGUGUACAGGCCCGGAGAGAACCCCGUCACUCAGCGACUGCCCGCUGUCCUGAGCAGAAUUGGCAUUAUACUCGCCAGCCCCUUGGAGGCGAUGGCAUUUCUCCAUUGGGCAACAGAUACCCCCCAACCGGAGACUAGUGGUGCUGGUGAUAAAAAGAGGGAAUCGACAGGAGCAGCGGACUUAGUGACGUGUACUACGUGUACUGGGCCCCCGGGCUCGUGUACCCACACAGCCAACAACGGGGGCGUGUCAGAGCCAUGUUUCGUCCAGGUUCGCAAAAAAGAACCACCGCACCCGAUCCGCGUAGCGAAGACCAUAGACGUGAUCGCGCGCAUCACCUUCCCCACUGCCUACGCCGUGUUUUUGAUCUUCUUCUUCAUCCACUACAAAGCGUUCUCUUAAUGCAGCCUCCGCGCCUCAGCUCUUCAGGCCGCUUCCCCAACGAACUGUCUUUUACAAUUUUGUCUUAUCGCGUCACGGGCUUGCAUGAGGCCGAACUGUUCCACACCAAUGUUUUCGAUGAGUGACAACAUUCGUACGAAUUGUGAUUAUUACCGUAAAGUGAUCGUAUUUAAGUUAGUUGUAAGGAACAAGCAGAUAUCGCUAUAUGCGGCUUACGAUAAGUGUUGAUGAAAGUCGGUCGAGUGAUGAAUUUCUACAGGUUUUGAAAUAGUUUUCGAUAAAUUCGUAUUAUGUGGAUGUUUGUAAUAUACCUGCUGACGAAUGUGCAAGGUAAUAUUUUUUGUGUACACAAAACUUAUGAUAGGCUAAAGAGGGAUCAAUAACUUAAUUGUAUGAAAAUGACUUACUUGUAUUCAUGUUAUUAGAUCUUGGGCGUGAGCAUAUUAUAUGGAGGGUUGGUUUCAUGAAAUUUGUGAAACGUAACGUUAAGAUCUUGAGCGAAAGAAAUCUAUUUCAAACCUAAAGACAGUCCAAUUGUACUUUAUUGCUUUAAGUUUUUAUUGUAUAGCUAUAAGUUAGUAAAAGACAUGAUAACUUAUAUUUACUUAGGAUUUAUUAGAGUUAAUCACUUUAAUUAGUUAUGCUACUUAUAUUAUUUAUUCAUAUACACCCACAUAAGUUGUGAUAAUAAAUUAAAGUUUAAAGUUGCUUUAUAAGUAGGGAUGAUAAAGUAUGGAUGAUUUAUGACUAGAUAUUGUUUUUGCGGCAUUAUCGGUUUGAGUGGAUAAGUUUAAUGUUCAUGUAUAGACAAUCUACUAGACGUAGUUGCAUAGUUAGAUUAAAGCUCAAGUCGUUACUUAUCUUUAAAUUAAAGUAAAUUAUUAUUAGUCAUGACAUAAAACUUCUUGUAAUUUUCAAACUAAGUCCAUGUAACUAUAAUUUAUUUCAUAUAAACCAUGAACAUGCCUUGUAUAUUCGAUGUUAUAUUUUUUGCCCGAACGAAUAUUAACUAAUAAGAACAGAACGUGUGACGCCAGCUGUAAAUAUUGUAUUGGUAUUAAAUAAUUACACUUCUCAAUACGCACUAAGUAUUGAACCCUUUCGGUUACGUGAAAUGUAAUGUGUGAAAUAUUGUACUUUGUACUUACUAAUUUCUUAUUGACUGUAGAAAGAACAGUGUAACAAUUAGGCAUUUUGAUUUUCAAAAUGUUUUUUUUUCUUGUACAUUAUGUGCGUACCUCUUGACUCUUACAAAACUGUAAAAGAUUUGACUGCGUUUGAAUUAUUAAGGCAAAGGCAUUUUUUUCUUUCGUAAUACAUACCUACGUUCCUAUCCAUGUCCAUGCUUUUUAAGGAGGCCAAUAAUUUAAUCUCUUGAUGAAUGAUAAAUUAUUUAUAGUAUUUCAUAAGCCAGUUCAAUUUUAAUAGGUACCAUCGACACAAUGCCUUUUGCUUGUUAAAGACGUGGACCAACGAGUCAACUGUUUUGGAAAAUAGAUUUUAUAACUUAAUAUUAUAAAAUAAUUUGUAAGAAAAACGCGUUUUGGCUGUGCUUUGAAUUCAAAUUAUCUAUAUUUAAUAUACAUAUGACGAGUAGUUAACGCAUGAUCAAAAUUUUUAAAUAUGAAUCAUGAUUUCAAGUUUGAUCUAAACAUUGGCAUUGUCGCGAUUGAUGACAAUCAAUCAAAAAUGUCUGAUGCUUCUUUUAUUAAACUUAUCUAGAAACUGUUUAUGCUACUGUAAUGCAUAAUAAUAUUACGACGUAGGCAACGAGCUAAUGCGUGUGACAACAAUUUUAAUUUCUAAAAUUAAGAACGAAAUCUCUUCUUCUUUAUAAUUUCUAAAAUUAAUAAGAUUGUCGUUCGUUAAGUAGUGCAGUUAUUUGUGUUAUCCUAAUGAACAGGCAUUGAAAAAGUUAAUUAAUGAAACAUUUAGUGGUCUACUUGUAAAUUCACAAAUACUUUUUCAAAUCGAUGAAUCAGAAAACGAGCAAUUUUAUCCAGUAUUCUUUAAAUUAUUCACAACGCAAAUAAUACUAUUCAAAUACGAAAGACUACAUUUUGCGUCGCGUCGGCUUCUAUGCUCGGUUCAAAAUAUUAUGUAAUUUUCAAAGUAUACUUUUGUUCUCAUAAUAUCCUAAAGCAUAAAUGAUCUAAUAAAAAUGAUCUUUAUCGAUUAAUUACGUUAACCCGUUAAAAUUUAUAAAUGUUAUAAGAGGACCUAAUACUACCAUUCCUUAAAGAAUAGGCUCGAAACACAGAGUCUUUGGCUCGUGGUGAUACUAAUUUAAAUUUGCAAAGUUUUUAUACUUACUAUUUAAUAUGUAAGAAAAAUUACAUAUCAUUCGCUUUAUAAGAUACAAUCUUGUACCUAUUUAAAUUACGCAAUUUAAACCUGUUAAGCAAAGCUACUUUAUUAUGUAUUCUAUGCUGACUAGAUUUGUACUAUGUUAUUAUAUUUGUUGAAUACCUAUGUAAUUUUAUUAUAUUAACGUUAUACCUAUACCAAUAUCUCAAUAUAAGUACAUACAAGUACAAGCAAAGCAUACCAAAGUGUUUGUUGUGUGGAAUAUCGAAGAAAAUAAUACCUAAUAUUAUGUAGUGUUUUAAAUAAACCAUUGAUUUUGUCCAGGUCUUAAUUAUUGUCGUUAUUAAGUAAACAUCAAAAUGUGUGUGAAUGGAAGACCAAGAUAAAAAAAAUCGCGUAGGUUCACAAUAUAAUGAGGAGCAUACUGUAAGCCUGAUAUAGGUAUCAAUAAUUGUCAAUAGCCACAUCGCUAUUAAGCAAGCAUUCUUCAUCAAAGAUUCAUGUAGCCAAGCUAAUAAAAUAUCGGUGCUUAUUUUUUUGAAUCUGUAACAUGUGCAUUAGAUAAUUUAUAUUCGCUGCUAAUACUUAUAUGUGUUUUACUGUUAAAUUUAUUUUAGAUCAAAUAAAAUUAACAAAUUACUUACUACAAGAUAUGAUUUUGUGGUUUCCGUAUUAGUUUUUACUCAAUGUUAUGUAGGGUAUCUUGACUAGGUAUACCAAAUCGCCAAGAGAUUCAUUUUUACUGCAAUUUUCUAGUUGAGGAGGAACCAAUAAUGCCUGUCGAGUUAUUACGUAGGUAACAUUGUGAAUAAAAUAAUUUAAAAUAAAAAGAAAAUCAGAUAAUUGUCUAUGUAACGAAAAAAUUACCUGAAAUUUUGAUUUACAGUUUUUUUUGUGAAAAAGGCAAAUUCUUUCUCGGACAGUGUAGGUAUUGUCUUGAAUAAUGUUUGAAAAAAUAAAUACCAACGUGUGACAGAUAAGUACCUAAGCACCUUGUCAUCGACAACCCAAACAAAAUCCACAAAAAUCAGUCCAUUUUCUUAUAUGUGAGUUCGAAGCAAAGAACUACGCAAAUUAUUUUUCUAUUAUUUUCAGAAAAAAUAUUAAGUCUAUCAUAGUUCGACUGAUUUAUCAAAUCCAAAAUAUAUUUUAUAUACAUUUUCUCUCUUUUAUAAAAAUAACCGACUACGAUUAAAGUUACCUACCUUUUUGAAUAUAAAAUAUCACUCAUACAACUAGUAAAUAAUUGGAAGCUUCGCCCAAUAUGAGAGAGUAGGCUGAAUGAGCCGCUUUAAUACGAGUAUAGGUAAAGUAUAUAUCAAAUAAUAUGUAAAGUACAAUAUUUAUUAAUAUAAUAUAAACGUUAGGAAAAUGUAUUGUAUCAUAGGCGUGCUGUACCAUAAAAACAAUAAUACAUGUAGUGUCAUUCUGAUUUCUGCAAAUAUUGUUGCAGUUUACUUCAGCGUUAAUUAUAAGAUUAACAUAGAUAACAAGCCAAGUUAAUUUGUAUUCUAUACUCAGGUCCCUAUUAUAAAUCUCAAAGUCCAACUGAUCAAACGCAAGCAUAGAUACGAUAGUGCAUGGUUGGUUGACAAGAAUUUCAAUGCAUAUUUUCAGAGUUCAGAGGCUAUUGAUUUCGAUUCAAACUUGGGUGCUGUUUCAUAAUACCGUUCUAAAGCAGUUUCAUACAUGUUUUCAAUUUUAAUCACCUAACCAUAUCUGUGGCUUUAAAUAAAAAAACUGUGUAAUCACAUUGUAGCAUACUCAUGACAUAACUCAUACAUUUAUCAUCAUUAUUUUGCAUCAAAUAGCCACCUAUUUUUACAUUAUUGUAAAAUAGAUGCAUGAAACAUACUGCCGAAGUGCCCAUUUAUAUUCACGCGUAAUUUUAACUUAUGUUAAAAAAGCGAUCCCUUAUUUAGAAAUAAAAUUAGUUAGGUAAUUUAUUAAUAAAUCGAAGCACGAAAAGACAUUAGUGAGAUAAAACACAAAGAUAAUCCAUUCAGCGAAAAUUUGAAUGGAUAGUAUUUGUAUAAGGUACUUAAUUAACAAUAUUGUAUAGUCACUACGUCACUGGUAGGCAUGAAUUUUCAUCUAGAAAUGCCUUCAAAACUUUGCUAUUAAGUAGGUAUACAUAACUUAUCGAAACUAUCUCUAGGAAAGCACUCACGCUAGAAACUUUGUUUUGAGUUGUUGUCCAUCCUUCUAAACGGUAAGUAGUGUAAUCGAAAUCGAUAUUAUUUUAAAUGUCUGGUGGGGGGGACUUUUUAUUUUUGUCUCAACAAAAAAUAAAAGGCUAUGUAUGUACCUAUACAAAGUUAGGUACAAAAAAGAAAAAUAGUUUUCCACUGGAUUACUUUUCUACACACGUCUUGCUCUCAAUGCACCAGUUUUAGUAUGCUUUAGCUUAAUCGGUGUCUUUCGGUUAGCAUUAGGAAAUUAUUAUUAUUAUUAUAUCUUUCAAAAUAUUUCAGUUCUCGUGUUUGGGUUAAACGUUUUCUUGUUUAUUUAAAUAUACGUAAAUGAGUUUAUUUUUAUUUAAAAAUAAAUAAAUAAUAAAAUAAAGUUAUGUGAUCAACGGAUAAACUAAAUAAGUAGGUAAGUUACCUAAACAAAAGUUUUUUUAUCAUGGCCUUAUUAGCGAUGCCUCUACUUCUAAAAUCUUGUGGUUAAACCUUAUGUUGGAUCCAUCCUUGCAUGAUCCAAAUUAAUUUACAAAUCAAUUAUGUACCUACUUACAAUCUUAGAUCGUAAUUUAAGUACAUACCUACGUAAGGAUGUGUGUACAUUGUACACUGACGUAUUAAAAUUUUCUAAGAAACAUAUUAAAUCCGUCAUGUAAAAUUACUUAUAACAUAAUUUUUAGAAUAAACCUAAGCAUAUUGAUAUAAUAAUUAUUGUGAUCAAAUUUGAUCUGAAACGCUAUCACUUACUAAUUAAGUAGGUAGGUACCUACUCCGCAAUAUUAAAUAGGUAACUACGUACAAUACAACACGUAUAAUAUUUUCCUCAGCUUUUCUCAUAGAAAUUCGUUUUGCUUAGAAAAGUUUAUGAGUUUGCACUUUUGCAUUUAACAAAAAUUUUGUUGUUGGAACAACACCAUGUUUUCAAGCUACUCAUUUAUUAUUGUUUAAAACUAUUAGAAACAACAUGUGCAUAAUAUGUUUUAUACACGAGAAAAUUUAUGAGAAAA
Molecule: messenger RNA, 7262 nt
Organism: Ostrinia furnacalis (Asian corn borer)
Lineage: Eukaryota; Metazoa; Arthropoda; Insecta; Lepidoptera; Crambidae
Gene: pHCl-1
Product: pH-sensitive chloride channel 1
Exons: 15
Coding region: 98-1762 (554 amino acids)
Biological process (GO): monoatomic ion transmembrane transport
Cellular component (GO): membrane
Molecular function (GO): extracellular ligand-gated monoatomic ion channel activity; transmembrane signaling receptor activity
Source: RefSeq, a predicted model, not a curated record